AUGUGUCCUUGUGCGAAUGCUAUUGUCGCCACGGCAUCGCUGAAAAAUUCAUUGUUUGACAAAUUGGAACCGGGACGUGUGGACCAAUCAUACCACGACAGCCUUGGGAUGAAUCGCCCAAACAUUGGCGACUACCUAGAUGUUGCAUUGGCUCAGGACUGGUGGGAGGACAGCCGGUCAUUAGACAUGGGUUUCGACCAGUUCCCAAGUCAACCGGUGUCAGACCCAUUGGAUAUGGGGUUCCCUCCUUCGUCCAAUACCAACCAGUCAUCAAUUGCCACACCUAUAUCCGAGUUGGACAUGAGAUUUCCACCUGGCCAUUCAUCAUUCAAUACCAAUGAUUCCUGGACCCGGCGACCGGCUCUCCGAACUUCCUGGCAAACAAUUGACUGGCCGGUGGCUCAGACAGCCCCUUUGGACAUGGGUUUCAAUUCACCUCCGGUUCACCACGGUCAUCCGGAUUUGGACAUGGGCUUUCAUUCACCGGUUCAACAUAGUCAUCCGGACCAAACACCUGUGGACAUGGGCUUUGAUUCACCGGUUCCACAUCAUGAUCCGGACCAGAUGUCUUUGGACAUGGGCUUUGAUUCACCUCCGGUUCAACAUCAUGAUCCGGACCAGAGGUCUUUAGACAUGGGUUUUGAUUUGCCUGUGGUUCAUGAUUAUCCGGACCAGAGGCCUUCCGGCAUUGAUCCGGUUGAUAUUCCGGAUCAGGCAGAACCGGAACCUAUGGGAUUUGUGAUUCAGCGCGCUGAAGGUGACUUGCGCUUGGCAAUACACUGGUUGGAGAUGGAAAGGGCUCAUGGUACAAUGUCGCCGGAAGAAGCACUUGUCAGCGAGGAAGUUCUUCAGUCCACUAUACAUUCAAUGAAAUGUGAUUAUUACACUCUUUGCAUCUCUAGUGGAGCGCUUUGGCUCGGGCUUAUCAAUUGCCCUGUGUUGUGGCAGGAGCCAUUGAUUUAG
Suillus discolor is the source of this 963-nucleotide messenger RNA. RefSeq lists its product as uncharacterized. Lineage: Eukaryota; Fungi; Basidiomycota; Agaricomycetes; Boletales; Suillaceae. The coding region runs from base 1 to 963 and encodes 320 amino acids. The record is from RefSeq and is a predicted model, not a curated record. The transcript has 8 exons.